Molecule: messenger RNA, 3334 nt
Organism: Oncorhynchus mykiss (rainbow trout)
Lineage: Eukaryota; Metazoa; Chordata; Actinopteri; Salmoniformes; Salmonidae
Gene: map2k1
Product: mitogen-activated protein kinase kinase 1
Biological process (GO): protein phosphorylation
Molecular function (GO): ATP binding; protein kinase activity
Source: RefSeq, a predicted model, not a curated record
UGGCAUCUUCUCAUUAACAAGUAGAGAAGAUAUAAAAUAAUCGUCUAUGUCUUUCACUGUCAUCUAGUCUGUUUAGUAAUCUUAUAUUUGAUUAUUUUUGCACAAAGUCAGAUAAUAUCCGCGUGAAUUAGCCUAUAAUUUCAAUUGAUUCACCUAUCAUUCGGGUGAUUUAUUUAACCCCCAGCCGAGUUUGGAUUGUUUUUGACAGGCAGCAAAGUAAUCACCAGAGACACGGAACAACACCCCGGUUAUUUUGUCUGAUCGGGUUUAUCGUUUUUAUAAACAAGUUUAAAUAGAAGUGUGGAAGACAGGAUGCAGAAGAGAAGAAAGCCUGAACCGAUCCAACUCAACCCUAUUCCCGAUGGAAACACUGUCAACGGCACCGGUGCCACGGAGACUAACCUAGAGGCCCUUCAGAAGAAGCUAGAGGAGUUGGAGCUUGAUGAACAGCAGCGUAAACGCCUGGAGGCCUUUCUCACCCAGAAACAGAAGGUUGGAGAGCUGAAGGAUCAUGAUAUGGAAAAGAUCUGUGAGCUGGGAGCCGGGAACGGAGGGGUUGUCUUCAAAGUUUUACACAGACCCUCAGGGCUCAUCAUGGCCAGGAAGUUGAUCCACCUGGAGAUCAAGCCGGCCAUCAGGAACCAGAUCAUCAGAGAGCUGCAGGUUCUGCAUGAGUGUAACUCCCCCUACAUUGUGGGCUUCUACGGGGCCUUCUACAGCGAUGGAGAGAUCAGCAUCUGUAUGGAGCACAUGGACGGUGGUUCUCUGGAUCAGUCUCUGAAGAAAGCAGGAAAGAUACCAGAACAGAUCCUGGGGAAAGUCAGCAUCGCUGUGAUUAAAGGCCUGUCCUACCUGAGAGAGAAACACAAGAUCAUGCAUAGAGAUGUGAAGCCAUCUAACAUCCUGGUUAACUCCCGUGGUGAGAUCAAGCUGUGUGACUUUGGAGUGAGCGGUCAGCUCAUCGACUCCAUGGCCAACUCCUUUGUGGGAACCCGCUCCUACAUGUCUCCGGAGCGUCUCCAGGGAACUCACUACUCUGUCCAGUCUGAUAUCUGGAGUAUGGGUCUCUCUCUGGUUGAGAUGGCUGUCGGACGCUUUCCCAUCCCUCCCCCCGACGCCCGCGAACUGGAAAUUAUCUAUGGGUUCCCGGUGGAAGGGGACGCCUGUUCUAGUGACACCACCUCUCCCAAGCCCAUACCCCCCGGACAGCCAGGCAGCUCCUGUGGGCCAGACAGCAGACCUCCUAUGGCUAUCUUUGAACUGCUGGACUACAUAGUUAAUGAGCCUCCUCCUAAGCUGCCUGGUAUUUUCGGCGUUGAAUUUCAAGACUUUGUGAAUAAAUGUUUGAUCAAGAACCCAGCAGACAGGGCAGACCUGAAGCAGUUGAUGGUUCAUCAAUUCAUCAAACAGUCGGAGGCAGAGGAGGUGGACUUUGCAGGCUGGCUGUGUAGCACCAUUGGACUCAACCAGCCAGUCACCCCAACACACAGUGUGGGCAUGUGACGGCCCUUCUAUACACCUUGGUUACGUCCCAAUUAGCUCUCCUUCCGACCAAAGUGUCCACUUGUUCACUUCCCUUUCAAUGAUUUGAAAGUGGUGGAAACUCCCACUAGCUCAUGCUUCCACCAAUCCAAUUUUCUUGGGGAAGCAGCAAACAAGUGUACACUUAAGGAGAUAUUGGGACACACACCUGCUUAGCCAAACACUCAUAGCCUGUAUUCAAACAGAAUUGCUUUGUUUCAUCGGGGUGGUAUUCACAAUGAACCAAACAGGAAGUGACCAACCUGACUUUAAGAAAUGUCUGCCACUUUAAACACCACCUCUAAAUUGGGUUAUCCUCUAUGACUAGGUAGGUCUGCUGUUUUAAUAAGGACAGUAUGUAGGUCUGCUGUUUUAAUAAGGACAGUAUGUAGGUCUGCUGUUUUAAUAAGGACAGUAUGUAGGUCUGCUGUUUUAAUAAAGACAAUAUUUAAGCUUGGGAAACUGUCUGAGCAAUCACUGCCCCCCCCCCUAAUAGAAUAUUAUUGCUGUCUGCCACCUCCCCCACUGUCUCUAAAUAGGGUUGUCCUUCCCCACUGUCUCUAAAUAGGGUUCUCCUCUGACUAUAAAGGCCUGCCACCUAGGAGCAAGGAACAAAACACUGGAUGUACAGGUACUGUAUAGCCUACUUGCCAGACUAGACAGGUACUGUAUAGCCUACUUGCCAGACUAGACAGGUACUGUAUAGCCUACUUGCCAGACUAGACAGGUACUGUAUAGCCUACUUGCCAGACUAGACAGGUACUGUAUAGCCUACUUGCCAGACUAGACAGGUACUGUAUAGCCUACUUGCCAGACUAGACAGGUACUGUAAAGCCUACUUGCCAGACUAGACAGGUACUGUAAAGCCUACUUGCCAGACUAGACAGGUACUUUAAAGCCUACUUGCCAGACUAGACAGGUACUGUAUAGCCUACUUGCCAGACUAGACAGAUACUUUAAAGCCUACUUGCCAGACUGUUUUAGGAAAUAUCCUACUACAUCAAAAGGUGUCAGUCCUCCAUGGAAUGAGUUUGUCUGUUCACUCCUCCCUUGUUUUAUCUUAAAUAGUGGCAUUUGGAAAGUAUUCAGCCUUUUUCCACACUGUUACAUUACAGCCUUAUUCUAAAAUAGAUUUAAUCCCAUUUUUUUUUUAAAUGACCCUAAGUCAAGGCAGCUACCGUCAAUGAUCCCAAGCACACAACCAAGACAACGCAGGAGUGGCUUUGGGACAAAUCUUGGGGCAGGUUCUUGGGACCCAGAUUAAGCUUAGCCCUGGAGAAUUUCCAUUGAAAGUGCAUUUUAGUAACAGGACUAGGCUUAAUUGGGUCUGGGAAACUGGCCCUUAAAUGUCCUUGAGUGGUCCAGCCAAACCCUGGACUUGAAACCGAUCGAAGAUCUCUGGAAAUGGCUGUGCGGAGAAGCUCCCCAUCCGCUUGAGGACUUUAUAAUCGUUUGAUGAAAAGGUCGCGGAUUAGUUAGGAACGCCUGGUUGUCCAGAGUCUUAAAUUGGGCACAUUUAAAAUGACAACUAGAAGCAGCAGACCUUCCUUUGAGUUUAGACCCCCAGAGGUCACCGUUCAGACCUGACAGCAGUUCCCCGAUAAAAAAAAUGGUGGCAUUUAAGUUGUGCGAUUUGAAAAGCUGUAUAAUUGUAAAGGCUGUUUACAGACUGGGACCCAGGCUAGCGGUUUACAUCCAGACUGGGACCCAGGCUAGCGGUUUACAUCCAGACUGGGACCCAGGCUAGCGGUUUACAUCCAGACUGGGACCAUCCUCUGUAAAACGGUCUAAAUGAUGCUAUGUGGUAUAAUAU